Linum trigynum is the source of this 2565-nucleotide messenger RNA. The record is from the annotation of a GenBank genome assembly. Lineage: Eukaryota; Viridiplantae; Streptophyta; Magnoliopsida; Malpighiales; Linaceae.
AUUUAUAUUUGAAGUUAAAGUAAACAAUAUAUGGGUCAGACUGGUGUACUGCAGGAGUAUAAUAUACUCUAAGUACCACUAAUGAAAAUCUCUAUAUAAACCAUAAAUUAAAUCAAGUUUAAAGUAUGAUAAUACAUCCUAACCUCUAAUAAAUAAACCACACAAAUCUUGAAUUUUAAUUUAAAACAAAUAUAGUAAAAUAUAGUGCGACAAUUAACAAUCCCUUUCUAAACCAAAAUCUGAAAUUUGAUAUAAUGAAAAACAAUAGUUACGCCCGAAAACAGUUUGGACUUUGGACAAAUAGGGAGCGAGCCACUCUCGGAUCCAAACGAGAAGUAUGCGUACGCUUUUGUCUCUGCCUUUUCCUCAUCAGCAGCUCGCUUCCAUUUCCCCAACAGAAGAAUUUCCGUCCGGCGCCUUCUGAUGCUUCUUUGUGCUCAACAAUGGCGGGACUCUAUGGCGACCCCGUUGACGUCUUCUCCAACAGGGAUGCUCCCUCUGUUCCUCAAUCUUCUUCCUUGAUAAAGAACCACAAGUUUUGUUCCGAGCCAUUGCCUAUGGUUGUCAUCCGUGAUUCUUCUCCAACCAACAGCGCUGAUUUCUCAAUUUUCCCUCCAAGCAGCCAUGAAAAUCUCACACCUUCAUCCUCCCUUUCCGGUUACCAGUUGCCGCAGCACUUCUCCUCCGCUCUUCUCAUUAAAAAUACGGACCCGGAGGAGGCGCCGCCGCUCUUAGCCUCACCGAUCUCUUCCCUCUUGUAUCCCCCGUCCAAUUCAAGCCCAUCCUCGUCCGAGCAAUUCGAUUCCGACCCAGACGGAUCAUUUCCGCAGUCUCCGCUAUCGUACUGCUCGUCGGAAGUUGACCUCCCACCUUCGCCUCUUCCCGAUUCAGCGGCGCCCAGAUGGUGGGGAGUCGCUCUUCAGAUUAUCCGAACCAAGUUUUGUAGUUGCAAGGUUGUUUGGACGAUCGGGAAUGUUGGGCUUACGGUUGCGGCGGCGUCUGUAAUGUGGUGGUGGUUGAGAGAGAGAAGGAGGAGAAGCCUACAGCGAAGUAAUAGCGUUGGACGGUUGCUGCAGAUCACGAGAGAGAAAGACGAGAAAAUAGUUGAGCUCCUAAAUCAAAUAGCUCAGUUGAACAAGUUAUUAUUAGGACGUCACAAAUCAUAGCAGGGAGGCAAGUGAUGUAAGUGAGAAAGAAGAGGAAGAAGCAAGAGUUCAGCGCCGCUUCCCUGAGUCCUGACUAGAGAGCAAAGCUAAGCUUGUUUGUGCUAAAAGUAUAUAUUAUCUAUCCUAUUGGAUGUUUAUUUGUUAGCGGGUUGAGAGGGAGGGAGGCAUGGCAUCAAUCAGUCUUUCAUCAGCCUAGAAGAGGAGUCGGUUGCUUGUUAGUACUCUGCAUUUCACCAUUAGCGUGCAAACGGGAAGGCCAGGAGAAAGGGAAUAAUGAGGAGGAGAGCAUGUAGGGCAGCAAGAGUUGCCGUACGUAGCUGUAUUCAUCAAUCAUCCAUCUCGCUUCUGGUUACCAAAGCAACUACAGGUUGUGGCGCUGGCCACUGAGCCACUACCAUGCAAUGCAACACAUCUCCUCCAAGUAUGUAUAUCAUCAACCAUUCAACCUAUAUAGUGAUAGUAUACAUGUGUCAAGGCAAGAGCCCAGAUAAAUGCUCAUUUUCGCUUUUAUUAGUUUUUCGUUUUGGGUUUGGUUGAAUUGGCAAUGAAAGAUGGAGCAUGUUGUCUUUCGAUUUGUGUUGUGGGUCGCUGUUAGCAUGAUUUGACUGUGGUGAAUUGGUGAUCUCCCUGGCCUCUUCUGAAUCAAACAUGUUGUAAAUUACUCUUGCUGCUAUGUACAAGAUGGAUCUCAGGCUCUGCGCUUACAAGUAGCACAGUUUUGUUUUCUGAACAUCUCUCAUGCACUUCGUUGGUGUCAAAAAUUAAGACCAAGGAAUAGGCGUACAAGCAAGCUGAAGACCAGUUCCGAAGGAUGCAACAUUACCCAGAAGCCAAGGUGCCAACGAAAAGAAGCAACAAACAAGGAAGCCAGGCACUCCUCACCUUCACAUCAGCAGAACAAGUGAUCGUCAGACGAAUCCUGCUACGACUUUGAAACCAUAACAUAUGGAAUCAACUGACGGUGACAUUCGUGCCAAUAAUGUAUUUUCGAGAGUGACUCGAGUCAUUUGAGAACGAGACAACCAGUCUUUUUAUUUUGGGAGGGGGGCUCCUGCUGUGUUAUAUAUGCGAAGCGGUUGUCUUCCAGACAUUAGCGGCCGAACCCUCUUGUUUUAUUGAAGAAAGCCAGGCAAGUCCGAGUCUUGGUAUCUCCUUGGACUAAGCCUAGUUCGCCCUAGGCUUUGGGAGAGAAAAAGUCAUGUCUUCUGCAAUACCCAUUCUUAACCUUGUGUUGGACUUGGACACUUGGGUUGUAUUGCCAAGUCCCAAAUGUUGGGACUUGGGAUCUAUCUAAGUAUGGACCAAAGGUUGGUUACUUCCAUAUUUUUAGUUAUUUACCGUACAGGAAGAAGAACAUGGGUUCACGUUCGAUAUACAGAAACAAAACAACAUUAACUAU